GUGUAUAAUCUAUGUAGUAUUGUGUAGUUGUGUUACGUUGUGUAGGACUCGGAAAAAAAUAUAUACACAAAUUUAUUUAUGUGAUUUAAUUAAUUUAAAAAUUUUAAGAGCUUACUAAGUACUGUGUAACAUUUUAGUAAUGAUAAAAUCUUAAAUAUCACAUAUUUAUAUAAGGAUAAAAUGAACUGUCUUGUGUAACCUGAAAAUAUGUUAUUAUUUUGGUCAUAGAUUUGUUGAGACGUACACCACUGACCAACUUGUUUAAUUUUGAAUAAUUUAAAUACUCCAGCUGCAUAUAUUUCGGGUUCAAAAUGAUGGCUGGAAAAGUAAUGCCAGAAACUGAAGAGCAGAAUCGAAUAAGAUUUCAAGUGGAACUUGAAUUUGUGCAGUGCUUAGCAAAUCCAAAUUACAUUCACUUUUUGGCACAGCGAGGUUAUCUUAAAGAACAAACUUUUGUAAACUAUCUUAAAUAUUUGCAAUAUUGGAGAGAGCCAGAAUAUGCUAGAUAUUUGAAGUAUCCCAUGUGUUUGCAUUUUUUGGAGUUAUUACAACAUGAAGCAUUUAGAAGAGAAUGUGUAUCGGCACAAGUUUGCAAAUUCAUGGACGAUCAAGCAAUAUUGCUAUGGCAACAUUAUACUCGUCGGCGUACACGCACGUUACAACCGCCGGACGCACCGGCGCUUCCUGCGCCGCCCGCACCGCCACAACAAGGUCCACCAAGACAACAAACUUAGGAUGUUCAUGAUUGUUGUUUUAGAAAUCUUUUCAAUGCAUGAAAGUCACGCUAUGUACACGGCAUGAUCCUGUUUUGUAAUUAGUUUCAUAUGAAAUUUAAAUUUGUAAUUGUUUUAACUCUAGAUAAGUAAUUAAUUACAUUGGAACAUGCACCUACAAUGUAAAAAGUAAUUGCUAACGACCUCUUUGCGUUUCAUAUUUUGUUUUACGAAAUGUUUAGUUCGUUAUGACGUAGUUUGACGUAAUAAUUUGCUUAAUAAAACUAUGUAUCUACGUUUAUAAAAUAUAUCUAUCGUAUUUAACUUAACCUACAUAGAUGUAUGAGCGGUUAAGCAAAUUGUUAUUAAUAAAUACAAUAAAUAAAUAAAUAUUUACUAACAAUCACGCCACGUUAGCUGGUCCCGUGAUAAGUUCGUAAAGAACUUGUGUUACAGGUACCAGAUAACGGAAAUAAAUGUAAGAUUUUUAUUAUACACAUACAUAUAUUUAAUAUACAUCCAUAACCCUGGAAAAGACAUUUAUAUUUAUCAUACAUUUAUCUUCCCUUGGCGGGAUUCGAACCCGCGACCCCCUUGUGUAGUGACCAUGUCACUUACCACUACACCAGACGGCCGUUAAAUAAAUAAGUUGAUGAUUUGAAUUCUCUCACUAUCAGUUACUACUUGCACUACAUUGUGCACUGCUUACACCUAUGUUUUCAAAGUAAAGAUAAUUUGUUAUAUUAGGUACUUAUUUAUUAUGAAAUUAGCGUUUUGUCGUACUGACCACUUUGAUCUGAAUUAACUUCUCUUUGGUUAAGAAUUCCAAAUUCAAAUUUAUAAAUUCAUUUAGCUGGUACAUUUGAGUUUUGAAAACAGUCAUUCAUUUGUUUUUUCCACGAGCAGUACGUGUUCUACCAUGGCACCAGUGCUGAAGAAUCAGCUCGAAGGAUUAAUGGUGUGUACGACGCUGGUGUCGCAAAAGGAAUCACGGUACAUACGCUUUUGGUUUCAACGUUUUCGUUCUAGAAAUGUCGACCUUCAGAUCCAAUCCCGUGGACGGCUGGAGACCAAAUUGGAAAAUGAAGAAUUAAAGGCUAUCAUGGAAGCGGAUCCAUCACAAAGCGCUUCAGAGAUAGCUGCAAGCUUCGUGGUAAGUGAUGAAACUGUAGUAAUCCACUUGAAGCAAAUCGGGAGAGUAAAAAAACUUGAACGAUGGGUACCUACCUCAUGAAUUGAGUGAAUCGAACUUGCAAACAUGCCUCGACUCCUGUGAUAAUUUGCUCAACCGACACAAUAAUGAAGGGAUUUUAAAUCGAAUCAUUACUUGUGAUGAAAAGUGUAUACUGUACGAUAGUCGGAAGCGCUCGUCGCAAUGGCUGGACCCUGGAGUACCAGCUAAAUCCUGCCCUAAACGAAAAUCGACUCAGAAAAAGUUACUUGUGAGUGUUUGGUGGACUAGGGCCGUUAUCGUUCACUGCAGCUUUCUAAAAUCUGGCCAAACGAUUACGGCAGAUAUUUAUUGUCAGCAACUGCAAACCAUGAAGGAAGAGCUAGCUGCUAAACAACCGAGAUUGGUCAAUCGCUCUAAGCCACUGCUGCUUCACGACAACGCAAGACCACACACUGCACAAAAAACAAUCACUAAGUUAGAUGAGCUACAAUUGGAAUGUCUGUGGCAUCCACCGUACUCCCCGGACCUUGUACCAGCAGAUUACCAUUUUUCCGGAAUUUGGAACACAUCUUGAAAGGAAAAAAAUUCAACUCCGAUACGGCAGGGCAGUCCAAACCGCCUUCAAGGAUAUUAUUGAUUCUCGUCCCCAUGGUUUUUUUAAUAAAGGGAUAAAGGAACUACCUAUGAGAUGGCAAAAGUGCAUAGAUAACAACGGUGCAUACUUUGAUUAUUUAAAUGUAUUGUAAAAAAAAAGACUUUAUAUUCCUCCCGUACAAAACGCUAAUUUCAUAUGUAAGGACCUAAUAUAUCUAUCUAUAGAAUUAAAGUUAAAGUUCGAUUCUAAACUUUAUACAGAACACACGAUGAAAUAAUUACAACAGGAAGGAAUAGGAAUUCUAAGUGACGAUAACUUUAUCAUCAUUUAGAACUAACUCAGUGUGAUUUUUAAAACUAACAAAUAAAAAAAUAAGUUUGACGAUCUAAAUUUAACAUUUUUCAAUUUUUAAUGACCAUUCCUUCGGCGAUUUGUCGAGGACGAGGUAGUUUUGUAGUUGUGAUUAAAAUAACUAUGCAUUUUCCAUUCCGUAUAAUUUGAUUCGUUAAUUACGCAUACAUACAAAUCUAUAUUUUAAAUAUGUACAAAAGUUCAUAGAGUAGGAAGUAGUUUUAUAAAAGUAUCAAAAAGCCACAGAAUAUGUAAAAAAAAAAGACUGACGCACUAGCACUUUGAAACUAAAAGUCAAUAAGAGAUCGAAGGAAAGAAGACACCUCCACGUGAUCCUUGAGCGUAACACGUUCACGGCUUACAGACCGCUAGUUACGAGCCGGCUCACUUUGGGGAGCUCGGAAAGGGAAGAAGAGGCGAAUUAAUUCACCAGUGUUGCUGAGGGGCGUGAGCUGGGGCAGAGUGAGCGGCUUGCGCGUGGGCGGCCAAAUGAGCAGCACGCGCGGCGGCGACCUCAGGUGUGUCGAGGAUGCCGGAACCAUCGUUGGCUAGUCUGAUGUUAGCGGGCUGGUGA
Molecule: messenger RNA, 3407 nt
Organism: Bombyx mori (domestic silkworm)
Lineage: Eukaryota; Metazoa; Arthropoda; Insecta; Lepidoptera; Bombycidae
Gene: MED31
Product: mediator of RNA polymerase II transcription subunit 31
Exons: 5
Coding region: 312-734 (140 amino acids)
Biological process (GO): regulation of transcription by RNA polymerase II
Cellular component (GO): core mediator complex; mediator complex
Molecular function (GO): transcription coregulator activity
Source: RefSeq, a predicted model, not a curated record